This is a messenger RNA of Rubroshorea leprosula, 563 nucleotides long. The record is from the annotation of a GenBank genome assembly. Lineage: Eukaryota; Viridiplantae; Streptophyta; Magnoliopsida; Malvales; Dipterocarpaceae.
CUGCCAGUUUUGGACGUAGAUUGGUAGAUUCCUGAAGGAACUAUGAAAAGAUAAUCCAGCAGCCUCAUUAACUGUGGACCUGUGGACCAGGACCAGCACGGUGGAAGUGGAAGGAUGGAGCUAAACAAAAAGACCCAAAACUUGGUAAUCAUGUCAUCAUUUUUAAUGCUAUAACAUUCUCUUAUUUAGACAAUUGCCAAUCCGAGAAAAUGCAACCUGUGAUGGGAGCACGUGAGUGGAACACGUGGAUCGAGGAAGAGGAGGAAGACUGGAAGAGGAAGAAGAUGGGGUCAGCAUUAGUUCCUGCAAACCAAAAACCAGAAAGGAGACAGCUUAUGAAAAAAGCCUUUCUCGUUGCUUUCUCGUGAGGUCAUGAAUCAUGACACGCUUAGUGGGCCCCCAUUCUUCUGUUCUAUUGUCUUUGCCUCCCCUCUCCAUGUUUAUAUGGGCCCGGUCUGGGUUACUGGAUCCAUAAGGAGUACAUUUCUCGUUUUUCAUUGAACCCAGUUUUGACCCAUUAGUUCCCAAAAAUAGCUUUCCAGCAAUAUAAUUUGGAAAAAUAG